AAAGACUAUAAUCGCACAAAUCAAGAUGGCAGCCUCCAUCGUCCAGUCCGCGGUUGGCACAAGAGUUAGCUCUGUUCUGAAUAGAGAUGUGAAGCAGUUUGGAAAGAAGUUUCUCUUUGACAACAAUGAAGAAACAUGCUGGAAUUCUGAUCAGGGAACACCACAGUGGGUAUCUUUAGAACUCCAUGCACCUCAUCAAUGUACAGAGCUCCAUCUUCAAUUCCAGGGAGGGUUUGCCAGUAAGACAUGUACAGUAGAAGGAAGCUUGCCUGGAGAACAACUCAAGAAACUCAUGGACAUCUACCCUCAGGAUGAUAAUACAUUACAAAUCUUCAAGUUUCCUGCAGGAUGUUCAGCAAGCAGCUUGAAGAUCAUCUUUGCAGAGAGUACUGAUUUCUUUGGCAGGAUCACCCUCUAUAAGUUAGACAUCUUAGGCACCCCAUCAUGACCAUGGUAACCCCAGGAGUAGUGGGGAGGAAAGAUGCCAUCCUGUGACGAAAGCAGCAAUGGGUCGUGCUCAUUGAAGAUGCGUACACUUUUUUGAGAAGAUGGGAGAAAAAGAAUAAUGAAAUGGCACUAGGCGACGUCAUAGAUUGGUAUAAGAUACCAUUGAUUUAACAUUUUUUAGUAAGAAAAAGACAUUUUCAGAUUCAACAUUAUUUUGAAUCUUAAUCCUAAAUAGACUGGGCUAUUUUGACACCUAAAAAGAUGGGGGGGGGAGCUGAUGCAGCCCCCUCCCCCUUAUGAUCUCGGCCGUCGAUGAAAUUCUGUGAAAAUUCUCAAUGCUAAUUAAUUAUGCUCAUUUAUGAAUAAAAUAAAAAGUUUAUAGUACUGUAAUUAACUGAAUAAUAACAAAAUAAUGCUCAUUUUGGUUCACAGACUCUUUAUUAGAUUCUGAUUAAAUGUUAAUUAAAGAGGUAAAAAAAAAUUGCAAAAAAUGUUGAAUCAGCCCUCCCCAAAUCUUAUUAGGGUUAAAGAAAUACUAUGUUUGAUAUAUAGUCCGUGGACUGGGAGAGUUUAUUAAGCUGGAUCAUACACAAAAGCUUUGAUGGUCCUGUAAUUGCUGCAGAGUCAUAUCCUUUACACGGAAGGCCCAAGGGGCCCAAAAUAAGGGGCCCAUAAAUGGGUUUAUUCAGCUGAAAGCAUACAUCAAUACUUUAAGCAACAGGAUCUGAUCCAGUAUUAAUCGAUACUUAAGCCAGAAAUUGAGUAUUUUUGUUUUUUGCUCAGUAUUUUGCUCAUCUUUGGUAUUCAAUUGCAUUUUUUGGCUAAGUAUUUUACUUAAAUCUAAGUCAGCCACUAACCAGGCUUAAGUCAGUUUACAAAUAUGAUAGGUGCAGUCAUACAUUCUGUGCACAGAUGGAUACAUACAUUGUAAAUUUGUUUGGCUCAAACUUUAUGACUUUACAAUGGCUUUUAGUAUUUUACUUAAAUUUGGCUUGAUAAAGUAAAAUGUUUAGAUGUGAUCUGAAUAAGAGUUCUCAUUUUGCUUAGCCAAGGAUAAUGCUAAGUAAAGUACUAACAAAAUCAAUACCUCCAAUUGAAUACCAGCCCAGGUAUACAUUGGUGUUCAAAAACUACCAAUGGCAGCAACUUUAUCCUGUAGCGGGCCCAGACAUAAGGCCCAAAGGACCCCACCAAAAUGGGUUUAUUCAGCUGAAAGCAUACAUGGAUAUUUUUUUUCCAGUGGAACCAGCAUACUCUGGGGUUCACUAAAUCAUUUUCAACAUUGACUGUGGCAAUGAUCUUUUAGAACAGUAUGUAAAUUCAUGUUCUCAAUUUGUCAAUGAUAUAUUCAAAGAUAUUUAUUUUUGUAUAAAAAAAAAAAUUAAUAAAAUAUUAUUAUCUCU
Molecule: messenger RNA, 1850 nt
Organism: Lytechinus pictus (painted urchin)
Lineage: Eukaryota; Metazoa; Echinodermata; Echinoidea; Temnopleuroida; Toxopneustidae
Product: nuclear receptor 2C2-associated protein-like
Exons: 4
Coding region: 26-448 (140 amino acids)
Source: RefSeq, a predicted model, not a curated record